AUGGCGCGAAAUGUUUUAUCCUCUGUUACUACAUUUCGCGUCCUCACCGUACUCCUUCUCUUGCUCCCUUCUAUCUCCGCCGGUCACGACUAUCACGAUGCUCUCCGCAAGAGCAUUCUCUUCUUCGAAGGACAACGCUCUGGAAAAUUACCAUCUGAUCAGAGACUCCGAUGGCGCCGGGACUCCGGAAUGCACGACGGAGCCACUGCCGGAGUGGACUUGACCGGUGGUUACUACGACGCCGGCGACAAUAUAAAGUUCGGAUUCCCGAUGGCGUUCACCACGACGAUGCUUUCAUGGAGCGUGAUCGAUUUUGAGAAAGUAAUGGGACCUGAGCUUUGGAACGCGUUGAAGUCAGUGAGAUGGGGAACGGAUUAUCUCUUAAAGGCGACGUCAAAGAUAGGUUCCGGCGUGGUGUUUGUUCAGGUUGGUGAUCCUUUAUCAGACCAUAACUGUUGGGAGAGACCGGAGGAUAUGGAUACUCUCCGCACCGUUUUCAAGAUCGACGGGUCCCACCCUGGCUCUGACGUGGCAGGUGAAACCGCCGCUGCACUUGCUGCUGCUUCCAUCGUCUUCAGAUCACGUGAUCCUGCUUACUCGAAAAAGCUCCUCAAUCGUGCCGUUACGGUGUUCGAUUUCGCUGACAGACAUCGUGGUGCAUACAGUAACAGCCUACACCGUGCAGUGUGCCCAUUUUACUGCGAUGUAAACGGUUAUCAGGACGAGUUGCUUUGGGCAGCAGCGUGGUUGCACAAAGCUUCCCGUAGGCGUCUAUACAGAGAAUACAUUAUUCGAAACGAAGUCGUUUUGAGAGCUGGGGAUACCAUUAAUGAAUUUGGUUGGGAUAACAAACAUGCAGGCAUUAAUGUCCUCAUUUCUAAGGAGGUUUUAAUGGGAAGAGCAAACUAUUUCUCGUCAUUCAAACAGAAUGCAGAUGAAUUUAUCUGUUCUACAUUACCUGGAUUUUCACAUCCACAAGUUCAAUAUUCCCCAGGUGGGCUUAUCUUCAAGGCUGGUGGAAGUAACAUGCAACAUGUAACGUCUUUAUCCUUCCUCUUGCUAGCUUAUUCCAACUACCUAAGCCAUGCCAACAAGGUCGUGCCAUGUGGCGAUACAACUGCCACUCCAGCUUUACUCAAAAGACUUGCCAAACGCCAGGUGGACUACAUUCUUGGGGAUAACCCUUUGGGAAUGUCCUACAUGGUUGGAUAUGGUGUACACUACCCGCAGAGGAUACACCAUAGAGGAAGCUCGAUUCCAUCGGUUUCGGCCCAUCCGGCCCGGAUUGGAUGCAAAGCUGGAUCUCAAUAUUUCUUCAGCCCAAACCCAAACCCAAACGUCUUGGUUGGAGCUGUGGUUGGUGGGCCCACGAAUACUACAGAUUCGUUCCCUGAUUCAAGGCCUUUCUAUCAGCAGUCUGAGCCCACAACUUAUAUCAAUGCACCACUUGUGGGCCUGCUUGCUUUCUUUUCAGCUCAUCCUUGA
Messenger RNA from Lathyrus sativus (Indian pea), 1485 nucleotides. The record is from the annotation of a GenBank genome assembly. Lineage: Eukaryota; Viridiplantae; Streptophyta; Magnoliopsida; Fabales; Fabaceae.